Molecule: messenger RNA, 1563 nt
Organism: Clonostachys rhizophaga
Lineage: Eukaryota; Fungi; Ascomycota; Sordariomycetes; Hypocreales; Bionectriaceae
Source: the annotation of a GenBank genome assembly
AUGGGACUCUUCAACAUUGACUUCCGCUCUCAUGCGUGGUCUCUCUUCUACUGUGGAGUGUCAUCUUUCGGUGCUCUCUGCUACGGUUAUGAUCAGAUUUACUACACCGGCCUGUUGGGCAUGGACCCCUUUAUUGACCGAUACGGCUCUGCCAACGCAGACGGCAUCAAGGCGCUCCCCACUUCCUUCACGUCCUUAACUUCAUCCAUCAUCUAUGUCGGAGAACUCAUUGGCGCUCUCGGCGCUGCACCUAUCAACCAACGAUAUGGCCGUAAAGCCGUCUUUUACUGCGCGUCAGUCUGCAUCAUUGCCGGUGCGAUUGCUCAGCUCCUCGCGUCCGGACAGGAAGGCGUCAUUGUACUAGGCCGUAUCCUCAUCGGACUUGGCAUUGGCCAGUUUACCGUGACCUGUCUUCUUUACAUUGGCGAAGUAGCACCUCAAGCGGUCCGCGGUCCCGCGUUGAUGAUGUUCCAGUUUAUGCAGUCUUGCUCGCAACUUGUUGGAUCCGGUAUCACACAGGGCACAGCUACGAUCGAUGGAAAAAACUCAUAUUUGAUACCGAUGGGUCUUCUGAUUGCUCUUCCGGGCAUAAUGAUUCUUCUCCUGCCGUUCACUCCGGAAAGUCCCAUGUGGUUCGCCUCCAGGGGUCGGUUUGCCGAUGCAGAGGUUGCCCUGUGCAAGAUCAAUAGGAGCAAGAAGGAUUAUAGCCCAAAUGAAGACCUUGCUCUCCUCCAAGAUGCUUGCAAGCGUCAACAGGAAGAUGAGUCGAGCUCUAGCUGGUCUGAGCUGUUCACGGACCCCAUUGAGCGCCGCAAACUGAUCUACUCCUCUGGUUCCAUGAUCGCCCAGCAAAUCAACGGCAUCCAAUUCUUCUACUCAUACGGUGUGAUCUUUGCCCAGUCAAUUGGUAUCAAAGAAGCCUUUACUAUUUCCCUGAUCACGAACCUGCUACAAGUCAUCGCCGUAGCCGUCUCCGUCCUCGUCGCCAACAAGAUCUCCCGACGCAUCAACAUGAUCGUGUGCAGUUGCGGUCUGUUUGCAGCCCUUGUAGUCGUUGGUGGACUGGGUACCACGCGACGCGACGGUGCCUUUACAACAGGUGUCAGCUCAGCGAUUGUCGUCUUCUCCUACAUCGUCAUUGUCUGCUUCAACUUCUCGAUGGGCCCACUGGCCUUUACAAUUGCGUCCGAGUGUGCUGUGGGUAGGAAUCGCAACAAGAUCAUGUCCUGCGCUAUCGGCUCCUUCUUUUUCACCGUUUGGGUCAUUGCUUUCACCAGCCCGUACCUUUACUAUGACGCUAAGCUGGGCCCCAUGGUUGGUUUUGUCUAUGCUGGCCUCGCGUGUAUUACCAUUCUCUACUCCUGGCGGUGCGUGGGGGACACUACGGGGCGGUCACUGCUUGAACUCGAUAGGUUGUUCACCGAUAGAGUUCCCGCUAGAGAAUGGAAGAAACACACAUUCGAGGACGUGGCGGUUGGUGAAAUCCAAAUUGAAUCGAAGGAGAAGUUGUCCCAUCAGGCGAUGUCUCAUGAGGUAGAUGUAGUGGAGACUGAAAGAGCCUGA